UACUUGAGUUGUUGCAAUGCUACCAAGUUAACCCAAGGAGUGAACUGUCAUGAAAACAUUCGAGGAAAAGUAACGUCUAUGUAAAAUGGUAUUUUAUUUCAUGAGUGACGUGGUUCAGCCUCCCGUAACGCUUUUCAUGGGUCUCGACAAGUAUGAAAAUGAAGAUCUGAUAAAGUGGGGUUGGCCGGAAGAUGUCUGGUUCCAUGUCGACAAACACUCCUCAGCUCAUGUCUACCUGAGGUUGAAGCAAGGUCAAACGAUAGAUGAUAUUCCCGGGACUGUUCUGGAGGAUGCAGCUCAAUUGGUAAAGGCUAACAGUAUAGAGGGUAAUAAAAUGAACGACAUCGAUGUUGUUUAUACAAUGUGGUCAAACCUAAAAAAAACGCAAGGGAUGGAGGUCGGUCAAGUUGGUUUCCAUAGAGAAAAGGAAGUGCGUAAGAUGCGAGUCGCGAAACGCUUAAAUACAGUCGUUAACCGACUGAAUAAAACAAAGAGAGAAGAACAUCCGAACUUCCAGGCAGAGAGGGAAAACAGAGAUCGAAAUGAACGUGAUGAUAAAAAGAAACUCCUCAGGGAACAAAAGGAGAACGAAAAAGCAGAGGAAAAAAAAAGGCAGGAAGAAGCAGAAAUGAGAAGCUACAACUCGCUGUUCAGCCCAAACAACAUGACAACGAAUACCGAAAACACUGGCUACGAUUCGGACGACUUCAUGUGAUGUAUCUAUUCUCAGUGCUAACUAAUAUUACAAAUUUUAUUUACUGGUCGAUUACGUCAACAUGUACCCAUCUCAGCCUCCUGUAUUACGUUACAACAUGC
Molecule: messenger RNA, 816 nt
Organism: Diprion similis
Lineage: Eukaryota; Metazoa; Arthropoda; Insecta; Hymenoptera; Diprionidae
Product: coiled-coil domain-containing protein 25
Exons: 6
Coding region: 86-715 (209 amino acids)
Source: RefSeq, a predicted model, not a curated record